Molecule: messenger RNA, 1863 nt
Organism: Pecten maximus
Lineage: Eukaryota; Metazoa; Mollusca; Bivalvia; Pectinida; Pectinidae
Exons: 1
Coding region: 1-1863 (620 amino acids)
Source: RefSeq, a predicted model, not a curated record
AUGACAUACACCCCAAUCUGUCGCCUGGCCGUGACAUUCACCCCAAUCUGUCACCAGACCGUGACAUACACCAAAAUCUGUCACCUGGCCAUGACACAUAGUCCCAAUCUGUCACCAGGCCGUGUUAUACACCACAAUCUGUCACCAGGCCGUGACAUACACCCUAAUCUGUCACCAGGUCGUGACAUACACCCCAAUCUGUCGCCUGGCCGUGACAUACACCCUGAUCUGUCACCAGGCCGUGUUAUACACCACAAUCUGUCACCAGGCCGUGACAUACACCCUAAUCUGUCACCAGGUCGUGACAUACACCCCAAUCUGUCGCCUGGCCGUGACAUACACCCCGAUCUGUCACUACCAGGCCAUGACAUACACACCAAUCUGUCACCAGGCCAUGACAUUCACCCCAGUCUGUCACCAGACCGUGACAUACACCCCAAUAUGUCACCAGGCCGUGACAUCCAACCUAAUCUGUCACAAGGCCGUGACACACACCCCAAUCUGUCACUACAUGGCCGUGAUAUACACACCCCAAUCUGUCACCAAACUGUGACACACACCCCAAUCUGUCACCAGGCCAUGACAUACACACCAAUCUGUCGCCUGGCCGUGACAUUCACCCCAAUCUGUCACCAGACCGUGACAUACACCAAAAUCUGUCACCUGGCCGUGACACAUAUUCCCAAUCUGUCACCAGGCCGUGUUAUACACCACAAUCUGGCACCAGGCCGUGACAUACACCCUAAUCUGUCACCAGGUCGUGACAUACACCCCAAUCUGUCGCCUGGCCGUGACAUACACCCUGAUCUGUCACCAGGCCGUGUUAUACACCACAAUCUGUCACCAGGCCGUGACAUACACCCUAAUCUGUCACCAGGUCGUGACAUACACCCCAAUCUGUCGCCUGGCCGUGACAUACACCCCGAUCUGUCACUACCAGGCCAUGACAUACACCCCAAUCUGUCACCAGGCCAUGACAUUCACCCCAGUCUGUCACCAGACCGUGACAUACACCCCAAUAUGUCACCAGGCCGUGACAUACAACCUAAUCUGUCACAAGGCCGCGACACACACCCCAAUCUGUCACUACAUGGCCGUGAUAUACACACCCCAAUCUGUCACCAAACUGUGACACACACCCCAAUCUGUCACCAGGCCAUGACAUACACACCAAUCUGUCGCCUGGCCGUGACAUUCACCCCAAUCUGUCACCAGACCGUGACAUACACCAAAAUCUGUCACCUGGCCGUGACACAUAUUCCCAAUCUGUCACCAGGCCGUGUUAUACACCACAAUCUGGCACCAGGCCGUGACAUACACCCUAAUCUGUCACCAGGUCGUGACAUACACCCCAAUCUGUCGCCUGGCCGUGACAUACACCCUGAUCUGUCACCAGGCCGUGUUAUACACCACAAUCUGUCACCAGGCCGUGACAUACACCCUAAUCUGUCACCAGGUCGUGACAUACACCCCAAUCUGUCGCCUGGCCGUGACAUACACCCCGAUCUGUCACUACCAGGCCAUGACAUACACCCCAAUCUGUCACCAGGCCAUGACAUUCACCCCAGUCUGUCACCAGACCGUGACAUACACCCCAAUAUGUCACCAGGCCGUGACAUACAACCUAAUCUGUCACAAGGCCGCGACACACACCCCAAUCUGUCACUACAUGGCCGUGAUAUACACACCCCAAUCUGUCACCAAACUGUAACACACACCCCAAUCUGUCACCAGGCCAUGACAUACACCCCAAUCUGUCGCCUGGCCGUGACAUACACCCCAAUCUGUCACCAGGCCGUGACAUACACCCCAAUCUAUCACCAGGCCGUGACACACACAUCCCUAUUUAUCACCAGACCGUGA